Psammomys obesus (fat sand rat) is the source of this 6793-nucleotide messenger RNA. It is a transcript of the gene Polr3b, whose product is annotated as RNA polymerase III subunit B. The transcript has 28 exons. Gene Ontology annotation, cellular component: RNA polymerase III complex. Gene Ontology annotation, molecular function: DNA-directed RNA polymerase activity; ribonucleoside binding; DNA binding. Bases 98 to 3499 code for a protein of 1133 amino acids. The record is from RefSeq and is a predicted model, not a curated record. Gene Ontology annotation, biological process: DNA-templated transcription. NCBI's taxonomy places the organism in Eukaryota, Metazoa, Chordata, Mammalia, Rodentia, Muridae.
CUCUAUGGCAGCACACCGCUCUUCGCUUGCUGUAGGCUUGGAGCAGCAGGGGCGGAUGUGAACAGGCUGUCGACUUCUUCCUUUUACCGGGAGCGGAAUGGACGUGCUAGCUGAGGAGUUUGGGAGCCUGACCCCGGAGCAGCUAGCUGCGCCGAUCCCGACUGUGGAGGAAAAAUGGCGGCUGCUUCCAGCAUUUUUAAAGGUGAAAGGCCUUGUGAAACAGCACAUAGACUCCUUUAACUAUUUCAUUAAUGUAGAGAUAAAGAAGAUAAUGAAAGCCAAUGAAAAGGUUACAAGUGAUGCUGACCCCAUGUGGUACUUAAAAUAUCUUAAUAUCUAUGUUGGACUUCCUGAUGUUGAAGAAAGCUUCAAUGUAACUAGGCCAGUGUCCCCUCAUGAGUGCCGUCUGAGGGACAUGACAUACUCUGCCCCAAUCACAGUGGACAUUGAGUAUACCCGAGGCAGCCAGAGGAUAAUCCGCAACGCCUUACCCAUUGGCAGAAUGCCCAUCAUGCUACGAAGUUCAAACUGUGUUCUGACAGGGAAAACUCCAGCAGAGUUUGCCAAAUUGAACGAGUGUCCAUUAGACCCAGGUGGCUACUUCAUUGUUAAAGGAGUUGAAAAAGUAAUUCUUAUCCAAGAGCAGCUGUCCAAGAACAGGAUCAUUGUGGAGGCAGAUAGGAAAGGAGCUGUUGGAGCUUCAGUUACCAGCUCUACUCAUGAGAAAAAAAGUAGAACCAACAUGGCUGUGAAACAAGGAAGAUUUUAUUUGAGGCAUAACACUUUGUCUGAAGAUAUACCCAUUGUCAUCAUUUUUAAGGCCAUGGGUGUUGAGAGCGAUCAGGAAAUUGUGCAGAUGAUUGGAACAGAGGAGCACGUGAUGGCUGCAUUUGGGCCCAGCUUGGAGGAGUGCCAGAAGGCUCAGAUUUUCACACAGAUGCAGGCUUUAAAGUACAUAGGGAAUAAAGUAAGAAGACAAAGAAUGUGGGGAGGUGGACCAAAGAAAACCAAAAUAGAAGAAGCAAGAGAGCUCCUGGCUUCUACCAUUCUGACCCAUGUCCCAGUGAAGGAGUUCAACUUCCGAGCUAAGUGCAUCUACACUGCAGUGAUGGUGCGAAGGGUGAUCCUGGCCCAAGGAGAUAAUAAAGUCGAUGACAGAGACUAUUAUGGCAACAAGCGACUGGAAUUGGCAGGACAGCUCUUAUCUCUUCUUUUUGAAGAUUUGUUUAAAAAAUUUAAUUCAGAAAUGAAGAAAAUUGCAGACCAAGUGAUUCCUAAACAAAGAGCAGCCCAGUUUGAUGUGGUGAAACACAUGCGCCAAGACCAGAUCACCAAUGGCAUGGUGAAUGCCAUCUCUACCGGAAAUUGGUCUCUAAAGAGAUUUAAAAUGGACCGCCAGGGUGUGACCCAGGUGCUGUCUCGAUUGUCAUACAUAUCUGCGCUCGGCAUGAUGACAAGGAUAUCUUCCCAGUUUGAAAAAACAAGAAAAGUGAGUGGUCCUCGUUCUCUCCAGCCAUCUCAGUGGGGAAUGCUCUGUCCCUCCGACACGCCUGAAGGAGAGGCCUGUGGUUUGGUGAAAAACUUGGCCCUCAUGACACAUAUUACAACUGACAUGGAAGAUGGACCCAUUAUUAAGUUAGCUGGUAACUUGGGAGUAGAAGAUGUGAGUUUAUUAUGUGGAGAAGAACUCUCUUACCCAAAUGUGUUUCUCGUCUUCCUGAAUGGUAACAUCCUGGGUGUCAUUCGAGACCAUAAAAAGCUUGUUAGUACAUUUCGGUUGAUGCGAAGAGCAGGAUAUAUCAAUGAAUUUGUUUCUAUCUCCACAAAUCUUACAGAUCGCUGUGUUUAUAUUUCUUCUGAUGGAGGACGAUUGUGUAGGCCUUACAUAAUUGUCAAGAAACAGAAGCCAGCAGUCACAAAUAAGCAUAUGGAAGAAUUGGCUCAAGGUUACAGGAAUUUUGAAGAUUUCUUACAUGAGAGCCUAGUUGAAUACUUAGAUGUGAAUGAAGAAAAUGAUUGUAACAUUGCACUCUACGAACAUACAAUUAAUAAAGAUACCACCCACUUGGAGAUUGAACCCUUCACUCUUCUUGGUGUUUGUGCUGGCCUUAUCCCAUACCCUCAUCACAACCAGUCGCCAAGAAACACCUAUCAGUGUGCUAUGGGCAAGCAAGCCAUGGGUACCAUUGGAUACAACCAGCGAAACAGAAUUGAUACACUUAUGUAUCUACUAGCAUAUCCACAAAAACCCAUGGUUAAAACAAAAACAAUUGAGCUAAUAGAUUUUGAGAAGUUGCCAGCUGGACAGAAUGCAACGGUUGCUGUGAUGAGUUACAGUGGCUAUGAUAUUGAAGAUGCUCUUGUUUUGAACAAGGCCUCUCUGGACAGGGGUUUUGGGCGUUGUCUUGUAUAUAAAAAUGCUAAGUGCACAUUGAAACGAUACACCAAUCAGACUUUUGAUAAGGUGAUGGGUCCUAUGUUAGAUGCUGCUACCAGAAAACCCAUCUGGCGACAUGAAAUUUUAGAUGCGGAUGGCAUUUGUUCUCCAGGUGAGAAAGUAGAGAACAAACAAGUGCUUGUAAACAAGUCCAUGCCCACAGUGACCCAGAUUCCUCUGGAAGGAAGCAAUGUGCCUCAGCAACCACAGUACAAAGACGUGCCCAUCACGUACAAAGGUGCAACAGACUCCUACAUUGAGAAGGUGAUGAUCUCUUCCAAUGCUGAGGAUGCUUUCCUCAUCAAAAUGCUCUUGAGACAGACACGACGUCCAGAGAUUGGAGACAAAUUCAGCAGUCGUCAUGGGCAAAAAGGUGUUUGUGGUCUGAUCGUCCCCCAGGAAGACAUGCCGUUCUGUGAUUCUGGCAUCUGUCCCGACAUCAUAAUGAACCCACACGGCUUCCCGUCGAGAAUGACGGUUGGAAAGUUAAUUGAGUUGCUGGCUGGCAAGGCAGGUGUGUUAGACGGCAGGUUCCACUAUGGCACUGCCUUUGGAGGAAGUAAAGUAAAGGAUGUUUGUGAAGACCUUGUUCGCCAUGGCUAUAACUACCUGGGGAAGGACUACGUUACCUCAGGCAUCACAGGAGAGCCCCUGGAAGCAUACAUCUACUUUGGGCCUGUGUACUAUCAGAAACUGAAACACAUGGUGCUGGAUAAGAUGCAUGCCCGGGCCCGAGGACCACGAGCAGUCCUCACCAGGCAGCCCACUGAAGGACGAUCUCGUGAUGGCGGCUUGCGUCUCGGAGAGAUGGAACGGGACUGCUUAAUUGGCUAUGGAGCGAGUAUGCUCUUGCUGGAGAGACUCAUGAUCUCGAGUGAUGCCUUUGAGGUUGAUGUCUGUGGGCAGUGUGGACUCCUGGGAUAUUCUGGCUGGUGCCACUUCUGCAAGUCUUCCUGCCAUGUGUCCUCCCUCCGCAUCCCAUACGCCUGCAAGCUGCUCUUCCAGGAGCUGCAGUCCAUGAACAUCAUCCCCAGGUUGAAACUGGCCAAGUACAAUGAGUAAGGAUGGGCAGUAGCCACUGAGGGACGCGGUCGGCAGCCUGUGCAGCACAAAGCGAGGACUCCAAAUGACUUCUGCAAGCAUUUUGCUUCAUGAAAAUCUGAGAGGCGGAGGAGGCGCAGCGUUCUGAGUUCUAGAAGGCUGGCUGGACAACCUUGAUCAAGAGCUUCGAGCCACAGGAGGUGCCAGGCCCCACAGACUGCAGCACCAUGCUGAGUCACAGGCGGACACAAGCUGGAGAGAGAUUGCAAACUCCUAUUAAUUUUCCUUUGUUUUGUUUUGAGUUGGAGUCUCAUUCUGUAGCCCAGGCUGGAUUUGAACUCACCUCAAUCCUCCUACCCACCCCUCAAGUGCUGGAAUUAUAAAUAAGCAUCUCUGGCUUAUUUAUGUUAAUUAUAUUUUUAGGCAUCCUUUUUAGAAAAGCUUUUUUCCUUAAAAUUCCCCAUGACGUCUUCUGGUAAAGAGAACUCUGGUUCUCCUCAGGUGUGGAGGAGGUAAAGAAUCAUUUGAAUUGUGACUAGGAAGUUAACUCAUGUACCUGUUGCACACAGACCUGAGUUCAUCACCAGCAAACCAAAUAAGGGCUGGACAUGGCACCCAGUUCCCAUGUGAGACUGAUGUUGUUCAGGGGUGGGGUGAAGAGCAGACAGGCAGACCCUUGGAGCUUAUUGAUCAUCCUGUAGCCAAUUAGGACCCUUCAGGUUCAGUUGAGAGACCCCAUCUUAAGAGUUAAAGUGGACAACGAACGAGGAAGGCCCCAUUGUCACCUUGGCCCCACACACACAUACAAAGGAUGGUUAGAUGUGUUGGCACAAUGGAUGCGCAGUGGGAAGAAGUGGAGUAACACGGAGAAGGCAGCAAGUGACAUGUGCUCUGUGGCAUGGAAAGGCCAGCAGUUACAUCAGCUGUCUUACACCAAGACUGUAAUUUUGGUGGAAUGUGGACAGUGCAGCCUUCCUUGUAAGAAUGCCUUUCCUUAUCUACCAGAUCGAGGUUCUUGUGAACCUCCAAGAUACCUGGGUACAAUCCAUAACCCUGGUCAUUUCCUGUCCCUUUCGUUCCUACCAGGAUGUUAGAUUUCUAUUCCCUCAAUUUGUUCUUAACUCUUGUGCCCUGAAGCCAGGUAAAGAUUCAUACUAAGAAUUAUUUAUAUAUUUAAAUAAAAAAAGCAGAUGGCACACACCUUUACUCUCAGCACUCAGGAGGCAGAGGCAAGUGGAUUGCUAUAAACUCAAAGCCAUUCUGGUCUAUAGUGUGAAUUCCAGGACAGCUAAGGCUACACAAAGAAACCCUGUCUUAAAAAACAAAAAAACAGAGUCCAAGAAGAACUAAUGGUCUAGCUAUGUUCUCAUACCACACUAGAAGUGUUCCUCAGAGCGCUAACAGGUUUUACACACCAGUAGGGAUCAAAGUUGAGUGUGCAAAUGAGGCUGAGGAGCCCCAGGACUUCUCAGCCAGCUACUCACCCCAGGCCAAAGCAGUUGAGUUACCGAUUUGAAGAUGCAACCCUGUUUUGUUAUCUUCACAAUAAAGAUGUGGAAGUCAGAACAAGGAGUCUGUGAGGGGUGGCUGUGUGAGUGGGCAGCCUUCGGUGCGUCUUCCGUGGCUCAUGAGUAUUGUGACAUCAGGAGGCACCCAUCUCUUCCCUGUAAUGUUGGUCAUUCCUUAAUCUGGCACAUCCAUUCUUAUUGACAGCCCCUCCAUAUCAUUGCACUGAGGUGUGCCUAACCUUGUGCUGUGUGCUUUGUUGGACCAUCAGAGGGACUUUUUUAGGGUGAUCCUGCCUGAUUCUACCAACUCUGUCAAGGGUUGAUAAUCCUGCAGUGCUGUGCUCAAAGAACACUCAAGUCCUUUGGAAGGAGCCAGGCAGUGUUCUGGGUACCAGUACCAGGACAACUGCUCAGCAUGCGGUACGGUGCACGGUGUUGGGCUUAGAAGGAGCAGGUAGGUUGAGGUUCUUCUUGGUGGAACACGGAGUCCAGGAGACGUGGCCCCAGUCUGAUCAGAGCAUAGUUAACCUCAUUGGGGUCUCAGGAGCGCCCAUGCACACUGACCCACACUGGAAAUCUUGAAGUGUUUUUCAGGGAGAUUAGCUCCCUGUUACAGCUAAAGAAGCUGAGGCAGAGUAGCCAAGACAGACACACACACACAUCCCUUACCCAGCCACUGCCCUAACACCACACCACCAUGGGGGAAUGGCAAGAACCCCAAAUGCUCGGGCCUGUUCGGCUUUAUCCAUGGUUCACCAAAAGUGAUCUUUUUUUAGAAAUUCAGAUGCCACUGAGACCUUCUGUUUCCUGUAGAUGAACAUUUUCAGCCAUCCCAGGUGGUUAUGAUCAUCUGAUGGAGGACACACAGUUCUUCACUUGUGUGCCUCUCAGAAGGCAUUAGAUCCAAAUGUCAGCAAAAGGAAAGCAGUUGGCUAGCUUCACAGCCAGCAGAGACCACACUUGAAUAGCUGUUUGUCUGAAAAGGAUGUUAAUGAGUGGACACAGCGAGAGCUGGGGUGGAGCUCGAUGGUACGUCACUUGCCUAGUACGCAGCCCCAUCCUCAGCGCACACAUCAGCGAGGCCACAAGUCCUUAGUCUUAGUGCAGGUUGUCAUUUUGUUUGCUUGUUUUUAAGUUAUUCUAAGUCCUUUGCUUUAAAAGCUACCAGUUAGAUCCUAUUUGUAGUAAGGCUAGGUCAUUUCUUCAAAACCACGCACAGCCUUUCUCCCUGAAGGCUUUUAAUGGGCUAGGAGUGGCAUGGGGUAAGGUUGAUGUCUCCUUCAGCGGAGUCAAGGGCUGCAAAGAACAGAAAUCUCAGGUGUUGCCAAGGCACUCACCUGGACAGGCCAGCAUCCCACACAGAAAGCUUGCUGGGUGACCAGGGUUUCCACUGUCCCCUCAGUUCCUUAGAGGGUCUAUUCUCUGAGACAGCACACUGAUGGCUUCAGUAUAGGAAUUCUGAGGAAGCUGCUCAAUCCUCUCUACCCCUCAAGGUAUUUGAAACAGUUCAUGACAGCACAGGCAGGAAUGUGGGAAAUACCUAUUUAAGCCUACUGGCCAAAACAGCAAUUCCACUCCUAGAUGUAUGGCUAGUGGGAAGUGUGGUGUGUGAGUGGGUGCAUGCUCACUACCAAAUGUUCCCAGCACCAUUGUCAUAGCCCCUGGUCUAUAUAACCCUGUUCACUAACAAUAUAAAUUAUUGUAUGUUACCACAGUGGUAACAUACUAUAUGAUGAUGAAAAUUAAUUGCUACUGCAUGUAAUAUCACUAAUUACUGGAAAUGCCCCCAUAAACAUUACAUAUUGUG